This is a messenger RNA of Ruditapes philippinarum (Manila clam), 2994 nucleotides long. RefSeq lists its product as uncharacterized. The transcript is spliced from 18 exons. NCBI's taxonomy places the organism in Eukaryota, Metazoa, Mollusca, Bivalvia, Venerida, Veneridae. The record is from RefSeq and is a predicted model, not a curated record. The annotation marks the transcript as partial.
UGCGAGAUGAAGUCAUUAUUUUUUGUUUUAAAUUUCAUUGCUGUUUGUUUUUCACAGUAAGUGUUUUAGGGCUUACAACUAUAAACGAUUUUGAGUAUACACGAAUAACAUGGAAAGAUGGCCAAAUGAAUACAAGCACGUUUGACAUGCUCCCAGACGAAAAGCAUGCUGAUAGCAAUUGGCCUCCUGGGCCUUAUUCUAUGUUGAUGCCAACAACUGGCUGUCCUGAAUCAAAAAAUCAAGGCUGGAGGACCGGGUACAUAUAUCUCGUUUGGCCGAAUACAGUCAAAGUCGUAUCCUCGGUACCAAUGGCAAAACCUGGUUGCAAACAAGUUUCAGAGAAUAGCAACGAAGGUGUUAUUGCAAAUAAAACGGCAAAACGGUUUUACGACAUAACAGAGGACAGCUGGCCAGAAACGUGUAGCAACUUGCUAGGACCUUUUAACAGAUUUUCAUUCAAAUUGAACUUUUGCGUUAAGGAUGGAGAUGAAAAUAGUCCGAAUAAUGAAUCCGUUGACUGGCCGGAUGGCGAUUACGCUAUUGUGGCAACAGGGGCAUGCCCACAAGGUUUUUACAGCAAGAAACAUUCAAUAACAGUGCCCAAACUCACGUCUUGGACAAAAAGUGGGAUUCUUCCAAAUGUCACAGUCCUUAAAACUCCAAACGCAAGCAUAAUUGAGAUUGAUCUGUGUGUACAUGAAAACAACACCGAAAUACAAACCGAAACAAAUAACACCGUAUUUAUAGAUGAUGCGUUUCUUCUUAUAAAGGUUGAAAAUAAAACCUGUAUAAACUUGAAUGGAAUGGAAGUGGUAAACGAAACGUUGUUCAUUGGUCAAAGUCAAGGAGUUUUGCAAGAAUUUGAAGAAGUUUUUCAAAUCUGCUAUUACAAACCAGUGUACUGGACCAAAAGAAGCGAUUUGUAUCUGCAUUACCAGAACUUAAUGUUUAAAGGGUUUUCAAUGACAAAUGUCGGUCUUUCUUAUGGGAGCCAAAAUGACUUCGCUCAGAGCCUGAUGCAGUAUGAUACCCUACCAAAUCAGGAAAUAAAAUAUAAACAGAUGAGUCAUUGGCUUUUGCUGGAUAUGGGUGGAAUGUUCUUUGUUCAAGGACUCAGGUUCCCAAAUUAUCAUUUGGAACAAACAUCGCUGGUGAGUUACAACGGUACUCUACAAUGGGCAAUACAUGGAGAAACCUGUUCACGGUGGGAUUCCCACCCGAAAAUCGUAGAAAACUUCAAAUUUCCCGUUGAUGGAAAUGUGUUUGCUGCUGAGAACUUCUGUAGAUACCAUGGAAACAUAGCUGAUCAUUGCAUCAUUUGUUUCAUUGCACCUGCAAAGUUAAAGUGUUGCACUGGGGAAGUUUACACGAUUGGUGGAAACGGAAGGGAGUCAUUUACAAAGAUAUUGAUAGGCAAUGACAGAUAUGCAAUGUUUAGAACAGGAUCAAUUGAGGUUCCAUAUUCACUUGAUAUCGACACAGACAGAACUGUAGUAGCUUACUUUCAAAAACACAUGUUCGGAAGGUUUAUCCUAUUGAUAACAACAGAUAAUGAUGGUUUCGAAGAUUUGAUCAACAGUACUUCCGGCAUUCAAGUUUUAAUUUCUAAAGAUUCCUUAACGACUCAGCAAGACAUAUGUAAUAAUGAUCUUGGAAUGCAGGACAUGGGUAUAACGGACGCGCAGAUAUCGGCAUCAUCUUGGUUAAUUCAAUUUCCACCUGAAGCAGCUAGACCAUUUCAAUCUGGAUGGUGCUCUGACAUAAAUGAUGAAAAUCCCUAUAUAAUGAUUGAUUUGCUCAAAGAUACAACAGUAGAAGGUAUUGUGAUUUGGAACUGGGAAGCACUAACAACAUCUGUGAAUAAGAUGAUCUUUAGUAAACGUUAUUUACCGAUGGGUGCAAGAACCUUUAGUGUUUUUCACCGGUCACCCGAGAACACAACCUGGAUAGCAGACAAAACUAGUGACAUGUUUCAAUUUGAAACAUUUCAUCCGACGGUUGUUCCUCAAAAGAUACUUUUUGAAGAACCUCUCUUUACACGCUUUGUAAAAAUUAACAUCAUUCAGCCGUUGACAGAGGGGUUCAAAUGCUUGAGAUUUGAACUUAUUGGUUGUCGGCAAAAUGAUGCGGCAAACUUUCCAUCAUUGUUAAAUACAUAUACGUAUGAUUAUACAACUGUAUCUUUGAUUGAAUGGGUGUAUCAGGAGAUGGUGCUAACAAGUGUUAACUACCCAGUGUCAUAUCAGCCAGGCUCAGUGUACUCCUGGAUAAUAAACUUUGAAGGCGACGGAUUUGUAAAAGUAGCAUUCACGCAAAUUUCAUUCAAUGUUUAUGAGAACAUCAAUAGUAACCCCAAUGCUUGUAAAGACAAAAUACAGCUCUAUGAUGGAGAAGAUUUGAGAAGAACAACUUUUGCGGAGAUUGACAAUUUGUACAACAACCGCAUACCGGUCUUUGAAACGAAACACAGUGUAAUAUUGUUGACAUUCACCUCGUGUCGAAUAUUUUCUAAAAUAGUAACAAGGGGCUAUGGAUUCAGAGCUUUUGUCUCCAAACAAGCAACACCAACGUGCUUAUCUUCCGAAAGCAAUAUUAGAAGUGGUUCAGUUAGGACAGAACAAUGCCAGUUGCAGUCAAUGUAUUUGACAUCUUUUUCUAUCCUGAAUAUUCAAUACAAAGGAUCAUCUGAGAAAUGGACUCUGCACAUAAAGAAACACAGUUUCUCAUUACAGUUUUUAGACUUUUAUAUACCUUGUUCCGACAAUACAAAAUUGAUAUUCAUUGAUAGGUAUAUGGAAGGCAAAGUCUUUUGUAAUCUGGCAAAACCUCCAAAAGUGAUUUACUCGAAUUCGGAUAAUGUUUCUUUAGUACUGAAUAGAUUUUCUUCCGAUGAAGAGCCUAUUUAUAGUAUAAGGCAACGUUUUAAAGCCGUCUACGUAGCGCUGAGCGAGGAAUUUUCUAACAAAAUUGAUGAGCAGUAUACUAACUAUUACG